AUGGCUCGUUAUCGAGGGAGAUCGCUCAUCUCUUCCUUUGCUCUUGUUCUGAUCGCAUUAGCCAUAUCACCAAGCCACGGCUUUCUCGGCACCGAGAAAAAGAUCAAAUCAGCAGUUUUCUUAUCACCAAAACUGGUGAUGAAUCCAGGAUCAGUCACGAAUUCUUACUUCUUCGACAUGGAUUUCCCAAGAGGGCACUUCGGCUACAAAAGUUUCAACGCUGAAGUGGUCGACGAAUCAGGAAACUCCGUCCCUCUACACGAGACCUAUAUUCACCACUGGGCUGUCGUACCGUACUACGUCCGUAAAGGCUUCAAGAUUUCGCAGCGAGACAUGGAGGCGCAAGAUCCCGAUUAUUAUGUUCCUGUGGACAACGCAGGGCUGUGCAAGAACGAGCUCAGGCAUUUCACUGGACAAGGAUCAGAGACAAGAAAAACCUCCACGUACGUUCCUGAUCCUUACGCGAUCGAAAUCGACAACCCCGAGGAAAGACCUGACGGAUUUGAACUGCAAUGGUUUCUAAACAUUCACGCCAUAGACACGAGAGGCGUGUGGACAAAACAGGAUGCACGGAGUGCUGGUGUGAUCUGUAUAACCUCGGUUAUACCGGUUAAGGCUUAUAUUCUCGAUGUUACUGAUUCUUGGGAAAGAAAAGAGGGAUCAACAGGAGAUAGCCAAGAACAUGAUUGCCAUGUGGAAUACGAUGUGAACCGUGCAACCAACGGCGAUGGAUGCGUUGAUGUCAAGAAGAAGAGCUUAAUGAUGCCGUUUAGUGGAUAUAUUGUCUACGGUGAGCUCACCAGCACUCUGGUGGUCUCGGCGCUUCUCUGUCCCGAGAGGUAA
Messenger RNA from Microthlaspi erraticum, 843 nucleotides. NCBI's taxonomy places the organism in Eukaryota, Viridiplantae, Streptophyta, Magnoliopsida, Brassicales, Brassicaceae. The record is from the annotation of a GenBank genome assembly.